This is a messenger RNA of Elaeis guineensis (African oil palm), 3353 nucleotides long. RefSeq names its product probable NOT transcription complex subunit VIP2. Gene Ontology annotation, cellular component: CCR4-NOT core complex. Lineage: Eukaryota; Viridiplantae; Streptophyta; Magnoliopsida; Arecales; Arecaceae. Gene Ontology annotation, biological process: regulation of DNA-templated transcription. The record is from RefSeq and is a predicted model, not a curated record.
AUCUGAUCCGAUUGCCACCCCAAUCGGCCCAGCUCUGAGUCUCUCGAUCCCCCUUAACUAUGUAAUUUCAACCCCAAACCCUCUGAACCCUUCUAUCUUCUCUCUCCCUCUCGAUUAAUCUCCUGUCCCACCUCUUCCCCGCCCGAGCUUUCCUCCGAAGCCCACUGCGGUCUCUCUCAUCACCUUCGAAGAUAAGAAGCCAGCAGAAAAGCAAAGUGUCAUUAUAACGAGGCAAUGAUGCAUCUAAAAUCGAGUUUUUUGUGAAAUUUUGGAUUCAUCACAAUGUCAGGGCUGCUCAAUUCAGGCCUGAAUGGUUCAGCUUCAAAUCUCUCUGACUCCAUAGGCAGACCUUUUGCAACAUCUUUUUCUGCUCAAUCUGCAACAGUUCCUGGUUUUCAUCACUCUGGAUUGCACAACAUUCAUGGUAGCUUCAAUGUUCCAAACAUGCCUAGCUCAUUUGCAUCACGGAAUGCAGCAAUGAGUGGUAUACCGUCAAGUGGUGUUCAGCAACCUGGGGGAAGCAUUUCAAGUGGGCGAUUUGCAUCAAAUAAUAUUCCAGUUGCUAUGUCUCAGCUUUCACAUGGACAGUCAGGUGUCACCAAUAGAGGGGGCAUCAGUGUAGUGGGGAACCUUGCUUUUAGUAAUAGCACAAAUGGAGUUGGUGGUUUGGUACCUGGGAUAUCCUCUAACUUGGCUAGUGCUGGUAACCGUAAUUCUGUUCCUGGGAUUGGAGUUUCCCCAAUUCUGGGAAAUUUAGGUCCUCGAAUCACAGGCUCAGUUGGAAAUAUUGUUGGUGGAAGCAACACUGGAAGAAGCAUAGUCUCCGGUGGAUUAUCCGUUCCUGGUGUUGCAUCACGUAUGAAUUUAGCUGCUAAUACUGGAAAUGGAAGUCUAAAUGUCCAAGGUUCUAAUAGGUUGAUGAGUGGCAUUCUUCAACAAGCACCACAGAUGAUUGGUAUGCUUGGAAAUUCUUAUCCUACAUCUGGAGGACCGUUAUCUCAGAGCCAAAUGCAAACAGGAAAUGAUGCAUUAAGCUCUGUGGGGAUGUUACAUGAUGUAAACUCUAAUGAUAAUUCUCCUUUUGACAUAAAUGAUUUUCCUCAUUUGAUGGGCUGUCCUAGUUCUGCUGGAGGACCUCAAGGGCAAUUGGGUUCAUUGCGAAAGCAAGGGGUUGGAAUUAGCUCUAUUGUACAACAGAACCAGGAAUUUAGCAUACAAAAUGAAGAUUUUCCGGCUUUGCCUGGAUAUAAAGGCAAUAACUCAAAUUUUUCUAUGGAUUUGCAGCAGAAGGAACAAGUUCAUGAUAACAUGUCAAUGAUCCAGUCACAGCAUUUACCUAUGGCUAGAUCCCCUGCUUUUAACUUAGGAGGCACCUACCCACCUAACUGUCAGCAACAACAGCAGAAUGCUUCUUCAGUCCAUAAUAGUGGAGUCUUUGCAUCUGGAAGUAACAAAGACCUACUCCAUAUGCAUGGCUCUGAUCUGUUUCCGUCCUCUCAUGGAACCUAUCACUCUCAGGUUCAGAACAUGGGGCCUCCUAGCAUUGGAUUGAGAGCUCUGAAUUCUCCCAAUCCUGCUUCUAGUUUUGGAACUUAUGAGCAACUUAUUCAGCAAUAUCAACAACCACAGAAUCAAUCUCCAUUUCACUUGCAACAGAUGUCUGCUGUUUCUCAGUUAUAUGGAGAUCAGAAUUUGAAGUCCAUGCAGGGAACACAAACUCCUGAUCGGUUUGGCUUGCUGGGUUUGUUAAGUGUAAUAAGGAUGAAUGAUCCAGAUCUGACAUCCCUUGCCUUAGGAGUUGACCUUACGAGAUUAGGAUUGAAUUUGAACUCUUCAGAUAAUCUUCAUAAGACAUUUGGUUCUCCAUGGUCUGAUGAACUUGGCAAAGGAGAGCCUGACUAUUGCAUUCCUACUUGCUAUUAUGCCAAACAACCACCAACACUACAUCAAGGGCAUUUUUCGAAGUUUCAGAGAGAGACACUAUUUUACAUCUUUUACAGCAUGCCAAAAGAUGAAGCUCAAUUGUAUGCUGCCAAUGAACUAUAUUCUCGAGGAUGGUUUUACCACAGAGAACUCCGGUUGUGGCUUGCAAGAAUUCCACAUGUGGAGCCACUUGUCAAGACUCAGACUUAUGAAAGGGGAUCCUACAUUUGUUUUGAUCCAAACAUGUGGGAAAUAAUCCAUAAGGACAAUUUUGUUCUCCAAUACGAGGCAAUUGAGAAACCAACACUUCCUUCUAGUCACGCUUAACAUUAGUAAAUGCUCAACAUAUACCUCACACCACCAGUUUCUGAUUUUCCUGGACUUGGAAUGGCAAGCCUUGCACCUUCCAUGACAUUGUGCCUGUUCAUCAAAGGUUUGUUAUUUUUGUUUUCACCUUUUUCUUGUCAGGAAAAAUGCAUCUAUUCAAUGAGAAUCUUUUUCCCUUCCCCCACAGCUUAGUUCUUGUUUGGGGCCAAUGUCAACUAAUUUGCUUCUCCAUCUUGAUCUCUUUUUUCCCCCCUUAGUUGAGUUGAUUUUCUGUAUUGAUUUCUUUUUCUGUAAACAUGAGUGCCCUUUUUUGUGUAGAUGUUUACUGAAAUCAUGAUCAGGAAGUUGCAGGGUGUAAAGCCGACUUCACACCCACUAUAAAGUUUAAUGACCCAAGUUUCAAAAUAAAAAUUUAAAGCAUAGGUUUUGAUCUAAAACAUCUAAAAUCAUGUUUUUUGGAAACCUUUUUGCCUAUGCAUCAAGUCCUCCCAAAUGUAAGUCAUAAUGACGUGAUAUGGUGUGACUUGAUGCAGAGGAUAGGAAUCUCCAUGAUAUGUUAUUUCAAGUCUAUUAGAUAGUGUCUGUUGGUUUAGAUUUUUAAAAUUUCCAAUCACUAACUCUUCAGUGGGUGGAAAGUUUUGUUGACACCCAGCAUGUAUUAUAAAUGCACUUGUAUGCACAUAUACACGCUUACCCAUAUAACAUAUACAUAUUAAACAUCCUUUUCCUCAAAAAGGUAAAUAUAUUAAACAUCCUUUCUCAAAGUCUGAGGCACAAGUUUAUUUUCAUGGAAAAUUUGGCUGAUUGAUGUAUGUAGCAACCUCUGAAGCUUCUAUGCGAACAUCUGGCCAAUGCAGUCCUUGUUCAUUGUUGUCUAUUUCCCAAGUUGUAAUUUCUUCAUCUAUUCCUAGCCAAUGUUUUCCCAAAUAUUUCAGAGGCACUUCUCUAAAAUGGCUGUCCUUUCUAUUUUUUGUGCAUAACAAAUGCUGGUUUCCAUAUUAGAUGCGAAAAACAGAAAGGAUUUCAACGUUGUAGAAUGGAACUUUUAUAUAGUUGAAUUGUUGCAUAAGUUACAAAUGUGAAAAGAAGAUUUGAUUGACUUC